Hyla sarda is the source of this 2103-nucleotide messenger RNA. RefSeq lists its product as uncharacterized. The record is from RefSeq and is a predicted model, not a curated record. The transcript is spliced from 3 exons. The coding region runs from base 11 to 1831 and encodes 606 amino acids. NCBI's taxonomy places the organism in Eukaryota, Metazoa, Chordata, Amphibia, Anura, Hylidae.
UUUGCAGCACAUGAUGAGCACUUUACUGCAUAGAAAAUUACGUGUUUGGUGGAACAAGUCCUUAGAGAGCUAUAUAUCAAGAAAUUUAAUUCCAAGAGGCCUCAGGAUUCAAGUCUUUCCGUCACUCCCCAUAAAUGUUGACACAUUCACAACAAGGUGGGCUGAAGUAUGCACACAUGCAUCACUACAAUUUAUGGAAUUGUUGGUUGGUCUACAUAAGCGAACAUUGGAAGAAGUGGAAAUGGAGAUAUCCAAUGUACAAACACGCUUAGAUGGCACGGCCUCCCCGGAGGAAACAGAAACAUUUAAAACAAAGAUGGAGAAACAACAUAGUGUCUGGGAAAAAGACAUCUCAGAGAGAAAGAGCAAAAAAUUGUCACGUGACAUCCACGACUUUCAACAGAAGACGAUAUACAGAUGGCAGAGGAAGGCAAACAACGAUCUCCCCCAACAAAGGAGGAGAGCUAUGUCCGUAUCCUCAAUAUCGUCCAGUAGGGAAUACAGUGGACCUACCUAUCGCCCAAUUUUCUUCAAUAACCGUCAAAAAAGGAAGAAAGAUUUCCAGCGGGAUAAUGGCAAACGUAAAUAUGGAUCUCGUGAAUCCUCAACCUCCCGUGAUGACAACGCUAAGGUAAUUAACUUAUCACAGCAUGAACUGUCUGAGUCUGAUGUAUCAGUUUUGUCUAAAGGUUUGACCUUUUCACCAACUGCUCCAUUUGAUCAUUUUACAGCUUUGAAAGAUCUCCAUAUCUUUGCCCGCUCACUAAUUUUCAAGAAAUGGUAUCAUAAGAAAGAGAAUAUAACAACAUUCACUACACCUGCUGAGAGACAGGCCAUACGUGAUUUAGAAGAUUUAUUAACGGAACAAGAAACAUCACGUGAAAAUCAGGUACUCACAUGCAUUAAACCUAGAUCUAAAAAUUUUCCUUCCCUCUCUGUCUGCCCAAUAAUUGAUACUUUUGUUAAUAUAGUUGAUGAAGAAUUCAAGAAGAUCAAAAGGAAUACAUACAAUGAUAAUUUGACCAGAGAGGAAAGACAGAGUUUGGAAAGAUUGAGAAAACUUAAUGAUGUGAUAAUUAAACGAGCCGAUAAGGGUGGGAAUAUCAUUGUAUGGCCUAGAGAGAUGUAUGAAGCAGAAGCACGCAGACAAUUACGUGAUAAUACCUGUUAUAAAAAAUUAUCCUUUAAUCCUUUGAUUUCAUUUAAAAACAGUCUUGAAAUAAUUCUUGAGCGGGCAGAAGCAGAUUCCACUAUUUCUUCAGAACUUCAUCGUGCCCUGAGUGUAUUACACCCCAAGAUACCAACGCUAUAUCUGUUACCGAAAGUGCAUAAACACCCCACCAGACCACCUGGGCGACCAAUCAUCUCAGAUGUCACCUUAACACGAGAUCAGGAGGUAUUCAUCCAAACAAAUGUAUAUCGAAAACCAACCGCCACUAAUACUUACCUGCAUGCUACUUCCGCACAUCCAAAACAUAUGAAAGAUGCAGUCCCUGUUGGACAAUAUCUACGAAUCAGAAGAAUUUGCUCCACCGACACAAUGUUUGAAGAACAAGCAAGGUUUAAAGAGAGAGGGUAUAGCCAACGAUGUUUGAAAAAAGCUUAUCGACGUGCUAGAGAGACGCCACGACAAUUACUCCAAAAGAAACCUCCACGUAUUUCAGAUGAUACUAUACGUUAUAUAUCAGAUUACAAUGCACACUGGGAAGAGAUGAGACGGGCAAUUGAAAAACAUCUACCCAUUCUGAAAACGGACUCUGUCCUUCAUCACUACGUUCCAGAUAGACUACAGAUGACAGCAAGACGUGCCCGCAAUUUGAUAUCCUCGUGAAAAAUUAUUUUACAUUUAUUGGUCUUUCUUUGUUCCCCUCCUCAUCUCCACGCCUGAAGAAUCACAUGACGGAUUGUAACAUCUGGACACGAUCACAUACUCGGACAUAUGUAUGAGACUUAUAUAGAGAUUCUCUCGAUUAAUUUCAAAGUAUUGUUUGCGGGACGGAAUCAUGUGCAAUUAUAAAUUUAUACACAUACACUUUUUAUCACUUAUAUUAUUUAUCAUUCACAGACUAUUUUAUUUUAGUUGUUUGCACUAGUUUGGUACGA